Molecule: messenger RNA, 2031 nt
Organism: Brienomyrus brachyistius
Lineage: Eukaryota; Metazoa; Chordata; Actinopteri; Osteoglossiformes; Mormyridae
Product: SLP adapter and CSK-interacting membrane protein-like
Exons: 5
Coding region: 200-655 (151 amino acids)
Cellular component (GO): immunological synapse; tetraspanin-enriched microdomain; membrane
Source: RefSeq, a predicted model, not a curated record
GGACACGGAGGAAAUCAGUCAACGCUCUUCACGGUGAUUAGCUGUACUGGAACCAUCUCUGGCUGUAGCCUGUGUCCACACGAAGGAGUGGUGACCAGCGGCAGGCGACGAUCCUGGCACUCCCGGUUUAUUGGAUGGUUUCCCUCCCUGAGAAGACUCAGUGCCUGACUGAUUGGCUAAUGCUUAUCUGUGCAUAAAAAUGCCGGCCUUUGACCAUCUGCGGCCCUUCUACUGGCUGUUCCUGGUGGCAGGAAUGUUACUGGUCUCUUUAAUAAUUGGCUGUAUAUUCCUCUGCAUCAACAAGUACAUCUCCAGGAAAGCAAAAGAGUACAAACCAAAUUUCCCUCAAAAUUCAACCCCCCAAUUUUAUACCCAGAACAGCAAAUACCACCCACAUCAUAUUGAGGAAGACUUACCCCCACUGCCCCCAAGGAAUAUAAAUCUGCAGCCAUCCUUUCCAAGCUACGAGGAGAUCUCGGUCCCGCCGGAUUACAUCAAAGUGGUGGAGGAGACACCACCACCUCCACCCUACCAGCACCAGGAACCAGUAGAGCGGGUGAAGGAGCGCCCAGCGAGUGAUGGAGCCUCCAUGGACUCAUACGAUGAUGUGGUGGCACCAGGCUACGUUAGCGAGGACUACGACGAUGUGGAAUGAUCUUGGGAUCCUUAAGGCUUUCUCUAGACAAGUCCUCAAUGAUACAUGAUCGUGGUUUGGGCCUAAUUACGCUGCAACAAUUUGUAAAGUUUUAACAAUUCUCUAGUGUUUAUAUGGAGACCUUUGUGGAAAUGGACUCGUGGUUCAUUUCAACAGAGGAUGUAAACUGAAUGAAUAUAUGUAUCACCUCUCCAGACUCUUAACAGAAGAUACUACUACUGCUACAGACUUAAUGUCUUCUGUAUGAUACCAUUUGCAAACAGCAGAAUAUGAACUUUAUAGCAAAUGUUUUUAAUAUGCAAGAUAAAUUGUAAGCUUUUAAUAUAUGCUUAAAAUAUAUAGAAAUCCAAAAAAGUCUGAUCUAACCAAACAUCUUCCCAUGGCUACAACUUGCCUCCAGUUUGUUUUGGAAAGUGUUCUGGGUUUUUUUUUUUUUUUUUUGGGGGGGGGGGGGGGUGAUUCACACAUCAUCCCUCCUUCGUGUCCACUAGAAUCUAUAGCUAUGUUUCAAUUUAUCAUUAUGGUAACGAUAACUCAUAUAUAUAUAUAUAUAUUCAUACAACAUAAACAAGUACAGGACUAAAAAAAGCUACCCUCUCUGGAAGUGUUACCCAGCAGGUCUCAAAUCCCCCUGCUGGAUACUUCACUCCAUUACAAGCCAAUGACAAACCCGUACAAUAAGUCAUACAGUUGGCAGAAUGGGUCAGUGAUUUUAAUUUACACUCCAGAUCCAAACAUAUGCGUGGUUCUCAAAAUGUCUAUGUACAACAGGUGAAGUCCAUGAUGACCAUGUACCGUGAUACCAGUGUGAAAGUGCUUGGCUUGGCUGUGUUUGCAUUAACCCACCUCUGUACAUUUUUUCAGGCACUUCUCUGUGCUAAAAAACACCAGCCUGUCCUGCCUUUAUAAACCACACGCUUCCCCCUCUUACUCCCACGCUAUACAGAAAGGGGGGGAGGGAAAGCAAAAGCUUCUGGUCAUCAUUAUUCCCCAAGUCUGAAAACAGUUUUAGAAAAGAAUAAUUUAAUAUUUUCCCCACUAUGUGCUCUAAACUGUCAGGUGGACCAAAUGCACUGCUGUUUCAUACAUCUAAUAAUUAAGCACAGAGAGUGUGUACGUCUGUUUACACCACACACACAUCAACGUUAAACAGAGCACAGACAUUAUUACCUCAAUGAUUUCUCUGCAUUUCACAAGAGACCACUAUCGUGUUAAAAACUCAUCUGUACUCUUAAGAACAGAGCAGAACAAAAUCUGAGCCCAAGAUGAUUUUUUGAGUAGAGGGGUCACUUGACAGAAAGUUAAAAGCACAAUCCUCAUGAUUACACAUUUACAUAUAUUUAUUUGUAAAAAUAAAAGCAAACUUGAAAAAGGCU